Arabidopsis lyrata subsp. lyrata is the source of this 2311-nucleotide messenger RNA. RefSeq names its product putative F-box/FBD/LRR-repeat protein At5g52460. The transcript is spliced from 3 exons. Lineage: Eukaryota; Viridiplantae; Streptophyta; Magnoliopsida; Brassicales; Brassicaceae. The coding region runs from base 144 to 1289 and encodes 381 amino acids. The record is from RefSeq and is a predicted model, not a curated record. Gene Ontology annotation, molecular function: protein binding.
UGCUUGGAUAUGUGAAAAUUUCUUAAUAACAAAAUGGUCUAGGGUUUUGGAUUAUUAGGGUUCGUCCAUCGCCUCGACGCCUCCUCGUCUACAUUUCUUAUGCUCGUCUAUUUCUAUAAUCUUAAUUACGAAUUCUUAGCCCUAUGUCGUCAUUAGAAGCCGAAAGUUGUGUUGUUUCCAGAGACAGGAUCAGUGCCCUGCCGGACGACUUGCUCAUUCAGAUUUUGUUGCUUGUCAAGACCAAAGAUGCAGUUGCCACCAUGUUUCUGUCAAAACGAUUGCGUUUUAUAUGGACAAUGGUGCCUAAACUCGAGUACAUAGACACUGGUGAUGAAUGCGAAAGCCUUUGCGGUUUUAUUAACAAGUCAAUGGAAGUUCACAAGGCACCUGUAUUAGAAACUUUGCGUAUCCGACUAGGUGAAAAAUGUCCUAUUACUGUAGAUGUUGGAAAAUGGGUUUCAAAGGCAGUUGAUCGCUUUGUGCGCGAGCUAGAGGUUGAGCUUCUCUGGACCGCAGAAUCUAUCAGCUUGCCUAAGAGCAUUUACACAUGUAAAUCGCUUGUGGUAUUGACUCUCUCGGGCAAGAUUCUCGUGGAUGUUCCUUCCUCGGUUUGCCUCCCGUCUCUCAAAAUAUUGCGCCUUGUUUAUGUGGUCUACAAAACGGUAGAUUGUCUCGUCAGGCUUUUAUCAAGUUGCUCAUUUCUUUAUCGUGUGCUCGUGAACAUAAGUGAUUGUGGGGAAGACGUUUUAUUGAAGAGGAAUUUGACUCACUUUUCUAGGCCGCAUAUUUUUGUUCUUUGUAACGCUGAUGACAAGUUUAUGAGUUCUAUGCCCUUGGUCAGGUCUCUCAGUCUGCGUUUGAAAGAUCCAAUGGCUGUGAAUUUUAGUGGCAUUACCUUCUCUCGACUUAUACAGAUUAUACUAGAUCCAAGAUACCAUCUCUGGAUAGAUCUACUUCAAAUAAUUCUUAACGACUCUCCUAAUCUUGGGAUGCUCCAUAUCCAUCCUGAAAAAGGAUUUCUACCUGGGUAUAUCCCAUUGUCAUGGCACCAAUCUAGUUAUGUUCCUAGAUGCUUGUCGUUCCAUCUAGCGAUCUUUGAGUGGAUAGAAUACGGAGGAAGCAAAGAUGAGGAAGAACUCGUGAGAUACAUCCUUGCAAACUCGAAGUGUUUAAUCAAAGCGAAAAUCACAUUGAGAUCAGAAUUCAACCAUGAAGAGAAAGAGAAGAUAGUAAAGGAGUUAAAAUCUAUGUUUAGAGUUUCAACAAAAUCUAAGCUUCUCUUUGAAUAAAAAAAAAAAAAAAAUCGCCUCUUUGCAUAUGAUAUUUAAUUUCUGUGUGGAUUUUAAGGAUAAUUUCGCCAUUUGAAAUGAUCUGUGUUUGCUAUGAUGUACUUUACCACUUGUGUUUUUUGGGUUUGUGCCUAUGUACUGUCUCCACUCCAAAAUCUCGAUAUGCGAUGAUAAACAUUCAUGAACAGAACUCGGCUGGUUCCAACGUUCCAUUGGGUCAAUGUAUUGGAUACAAAUGAAACUUAUAUGCACCACAUAUGUGUGUUAGCCCUAGACAGGAGAGAAACUGAAAAACACAAAAUUAGAAAGAAAUACUACAUAUCAACUUAAGCUUGAGAACUCAAAGUCUUGGAGCACCUUUUUAAGUUAUACAUAUAAGUAGAUUUCGCCACUCCUUUGAACAUUUUUACAGCUCUAGAUGUUCAAGAUACACUUAUUUACCCAAUACUAUAAGGAUAUUAUAAUGUUAACCUGCAGGUUAAUAUAUCAAAUGAGGUAAUUAAAAGGUUAGAAAGGAAACAAAAAAAAAAAAAGUAAAGGUCAGUUUUGAUAUAAUAAAUAUUUAUUGGUCAAGCAAUUAUCUCUUUAUGAUAAUUAUGUGAUAUAUAUAAAUACUAAAAUUGAUAUAAGGAGACUUUCAACAACGUUUCUCGCCUCUUUCUGUGGCUGUGUCAAGGUGAGAGUAGUCUUCCUCCAGAUUCUUGAUCUUAUUACUCUUCUUCUCUCUUUUUUCUUUCCCUAAAAAUUAGGCUAUAUCUUUGUGUAUUUCUAUGUGAAAAAGGUUUGAUCGCCCAGCCUCUGAUAUGCUUAAUUUAUGGAAAAUUUCAAUGUUUGAGAGUUAAUUACGAAUUUCUGGAACAGAUCCUUGCAUCACCAAUUUAACUUCCAUUAAAUGGGAUAAGAACGGUUUGGCAACAUAAUUUUUAUGGUUUCCUUAUUUUUUUAGGGUUUCAAUAUGUAGGAUUUUGAAUCUGUAUAUGUAUGAUUGGUUAAAGAUAUAAGUCACUCUUUCCUAUUUUAAA